Molecule: messenger RNA, 956 nt
Organism: Carya illinoinensis
Lineage: Eukaryota; Viridiplantae; Streptophyta; Magnoliopsida; Fagales; Juglandaceae
Product: NDR1/HIN1-like protein 10
Exons: 1
Coding region: 104-733 (209 amino acids)
Biological process (GO): defense response to other organism
Source: RefSeq, a predicted model, not a curated record
UCCUCCUUUCUACCAGAACCAUAUUUAAGAUAUUCCACCUUUCUUUAACUUUGCUUCUUUUUUCAUCGCAAGCAGCUUUCUUUUUUCUCUCAUCCGUUACGCCAUGGGAUCAAAAAAUGGGUGCGGCUGUUGCAGCUGCCUAUGCGGGUGCCUAUUCAGUUGCCUUCUCAGCCUUAUUUUCCAGAUCUUGUUCACGUUGCUCAUCAUCCUCGCCCUCGCCGGGUUCAUCUUCUGGCUCAUCUUCCGCCCCAAUGAGGUCAAGUUCCACGUGACUGACGCCUCGCUCACCCAGUUCAAUUUCUCCACUGGGGACAACAACCUUCACUACAACCUGGCCCUCAACGUCUCCGUCAGGAACCCCAACAAGAGGAUCGGUAUUUAUUACGACCGCAUUGAGGCCAACGCCUACUACCAAGGCCAGCGCUUCGACACCGAGACUUUGACGCCGUUUUACCAGGGACACAAGAAUACGACCGUUCUCAGCCCGGUGUUUCAAGGCCAGCGAUUGCUUACGCUCGGCAGCGGCGAUGUCUCCAAGUUCGAUUCUGAAAAGACUGAUGGGACUUUCGGUGUCUCUUUGAGGCUAAAUCUUCGGAUUAGAGCCAAGCUGGGUUGGAUCAAAAUUGGGCACUUCAAGCCCAAGAUCAAGUGUGGCUUGAAGGUUCCUCUCAAGUCUAAUGGGACAUUAUCAGCUGCUGCUUUUGAGACGACGAAAUGCGACUUCGAUCUCUGAUCGUCUUUGCAGCAGAUCUUGUUUCUUUGAUCGCGCGAGGCGUCAUUUAUUUCAUAUUUCCCCUGUUACUCUUGUCAUUCUUUCAUUGUUUUGUUUUUUCCCAGCGUUCUUAUCUAGCAGUCGGUAAUAAUAGUUUGUUUUGAUGAUAUUGUAGAUUUCAUUUUCCUUUGUUUUUAUUUUAAUUUCGUAUAUAAAUAAGCCAUCGAGUUUUUGUGGUUGUUAA